AUGGCGGCCGAACUCUCCCUCAAGCUCACCAACCGGGUGCCCAAAAAACCCAUCAAGAAGCUCGCCCCCUCGGUCGAGCUCCCCCGCGACGCCACCGUCGAGGACGCCAAAAAGAUUGUCGCCCGCGCCUCUGGCUUCUCCGACUUCAACCGCAUCGGUCUCUUCAACCCCGCCGACGGCAAGAUCCUCAAGGACCGCAAGGCUCUGAUCCGCAAUGAGGAGGGUGUCAUCAAGGCCGGCGAGUUGGUCGUCAAGGACCUUGGUCCUCAAGUAGCCUGGCGCACCGUCUUCGUAAUCGAAUACUUCGGCCCCAUCCUCUUCCACGCCUUCAUCCCCCUCAUCCGUCCCUACCUCUACUCCAUCUUCCCCGGCCAGUUCAAGUACAUCUCCGAGUCCGCCACGCCCAUCACAAAGGUUCAAUGGCUCCUCUUCGCCCUCUUCCACAUCCACUUCCUCAAGCGCGAGUACGAGACCCUCUUCGUCCACAAGUUCUCGGCCAACACCAUGCCCGCCCGCAACAUCGUCCGCAACUCGGCCUUUUACUGGAUCAUGGCCGGCCUCCUCUGCGCUCUCGACAUCUACGCCCCUGGCAACCUCUCUGCCCGUGACGAGCUCGUCCCCCUGGACUAUUUCGGCUUGGUCUUGUUCACGUUUGGUGAGGUUUGCAACUGGAUUGUGCACCAGCACUUGGCUAGCUUGCGCAAGCCAGGUGGAACGGAAAAGGGCAUCCCGAAUUGUAUCGGGAGCAACUUGGUCACGAGCCCGAAUUACAUGUUUGAGGUUACGGCUUGGGUGGGUGUCAUCUUGAUCAGCAGGAGCUGGGCGGUGGUGGUGUUUAUCUGCACGGGGAUUAUUUACAUGAGGGAUUGGUCGAGGGGGAAGGAGAAGGCGUUGAGGAAGGAGUUUGGGGACCGGUAUAAGAACAAGAGGUACACCAUGUUGCCUGGCCUUAUUUAG
Messenger RNA from Podospora anserina S mat+, 957 nucleotides. RefSeq lists its product as uncharacterized. Gene Ontology annotation, biological process: very long-chain fatty acid biosynthetic process. The transcript is spliced from 2 exons. Bases 1 to 957 code for a protein of 318 amino acids. The record is from RefSeq and is a predicted model, not a curated record. NCBI's taxonomy places the organism in Eukaryota, Fungi, Ascomycota, Sordariomycetes, Sordariales, Podosporaceae. Gene Ontology annotation, molecular function: oxidoreductase activity, acting on the CH-CH group of donors.